AUGAAUGAUGCAAUUCAAAAUGAAUCUGUGACCGACUCAACCUCAACCCAGACAGCAGCUGAACCCAAAAAAUCUCCCUCACCUCAUCCUCCCUCCACACCACCACCAGACCCCGACUCUUACAGAAUGUCAUUUCCUUCAGACAAUCUCGAGAAACCCCCCCGCAGCCCUGACACAGAAAUGUUGCCUGCCCCCCCAGAAAUAUGUUCGGGCAAGCCGCUACUCGAGUCGGAAAUUCAAGAGAUAGGCGAGGAGGAGUUCCUCAGGAAGGUCACCAAAGUCCAGGAUUUUGCUAAGGCGUGUUACCAAUUACGUAUACCCAAAUCGAUCAAACAGGAUGUUGAAGGAAUUGUUACCCGUCUGGAUAGUUUACGAAAAGGAUAUGAGGAGAGUAAAACCCUCCCUACCCACGAAUGCCUGAUGGUCAAGCCUUCCAGUCAACCAACCAUCACUCGGCCAUCUUCGUCUGCCCCACCAAAGCCCAACUCCAGGACCAAAAAGAAGAGUCAUACGCCAGUUGCGAUCACUUCUCACAUAUCGACUUUACCUCCUCAACCCCAUGAAAGCAAUGGUGCCUCAGAGGAACAAUCUCAUCUCCCAGACGAACAUCCCAUCAACAAAGGCACCCCAGAUCGCCCUGAAACCUCAGCUACCAUUACCAAGAAGACCACCCCAGUCACUCUCAAUGCACCCAAUUGUGCAGCCGAAAAGAUUGGAGACCAAUCCUUACCUGAAGAUUCCCAUGACCCUUCCAAGUCCCCCACUACUUUUAAUUCCCACAAAUUGAUUGCUCCGACUCGGAUCUUGAACCGUGGACGCUCUAACCCUGUCGAGGAGUCUGGCCCAUCAACAAACGGCGAUGAUGAAGACGCUCCUACUCACCCCCGAUCUCACAUUGCUUCAUCUCUCACUCCGCUUCCAGAAGAUGAUAAGGCCGAAGACCAGCCAACAGUCCCUAAUCAAGAUGAUCCAAUCAACCCGCCUGACUCUACCGCCAACAACUCACCUUCGCACGAUCACGAGGCUGAGCCUUCCAACAACGACCAACCAUCAACCAUCAAUACCGCUCCAGCCGAUUCAAUCAUUAAUCUGGAUUCUCUCCGUACCUGCAUUUACCAAAUGGCCACAGAAUUUCGGAAAGGACGAGUGACCAAGACCAAGUGGGAGCAAGGGUGGGACGCAGCCCAAUACCUCAUGCAUUUCCGUCUCGACACUCCUCAUGUUACCAAAAUUCCAACAGCUACUUUUGUCUACAACCAAGCCCAGUUCAACUGCGAAAACUGGAUCAAAGAGAUUGUUGAAUCUGCGACAGAAAUUCUUGCUCCUUCGAGUCAUGAGCCAUGGUUUAUUGAGGAUCUUAUCAACUUCACUCUAAUCAAAAAGCAAAUAGCAUCAGAAGGGACAACCAUUGUCAGCGCCUCCCAAUCGCCACAUCCAGAAUUCAAUUUCUUCCGAGCUGUACGUUCCCUGAUCAAACUCCCGCCGCCUCGUAUACUCCGUGAAUGGGCCAAGACUGUUGCACUCUCAGUACAAACCAUAUCGGAUGAAAACCCUAAAGCUCCUGAAAUUCAGUCUGCGCCAUCUAGCCUCAGACGACACGUUAUUGUCCUUACCUGGCUUAACACCUUGAAGAAUACCAUGCCAAUACUUCCACAAAUCACGGACGGUCAACCUGAGGAUGGGAAAGUAACCAACUCCUUGACCACUGCCCCUUCCACCUCUACGGGCGACGCACUAGAUGAUCUUCGAAAGACUAUCAUUGAUAUGAUUAUGUCAUACACCAUCAUUCAAGCUCACUCCGAAGACCAGCACAAUCCCCGCAAGAAACCCAAGACAAAAUCCAACUCAACCACAGUUGCUACCAAGGAUGCUCCUGACCGUAAAUCCCUCUCUGAGAUUGAAAGCCGCCACAACUACUUUCCCUUAAUAUCUUUCCUCCUCUCUGGUGUGCGUGGAAUCUUCAUUUCUACCCGUGAUUACCGACAAUAUAGUAUUAGUCACUGCCUCAAAGUCUUAUCAAUCUUCAAAAGAAUAAUUUCAUCCUCUCAGGGCCCCUCCUCUGCUCACGAGGCUGUAUGGGUUAACCUGGGCAGUUAUAUUCACCAAAUCCUUGAUUCACUAGCUAAGUGUAUUGCUCAUGAUUAUAUUAAUGUUACUAGUAAAGAGUCUGAAUUGUUUAAUAUUCCCCAAAAUGCCACUUAUCAAUAG
Puccinia graminis f. sp. tritici CRL 75-36-700-3 is the source of this 2208-nucleotide messenger RNA. RefSeq lists its product as uncharacterized. The record is from RefSeq and is a predicted model, not a curated record. Lineage: Eukaryota; Fungi; Basidiomycota; Pucciniomycetes; Pucciniales; Pucciniaceae. The transcript has 6 exons. Bases 1 to 2208 code for a protein of 735 amino acids.